Molecule: messenger RNA, 3032 nt
Organism: Pectinophora gossypiella (pink bollworm)
Lineage: Eukaryota; Metazoa; Arthropoda; Insecta; Lepidoptera; Gelechiidae
Gene: shrb
Product: charged multivesicular body protein 4b
Exons: 5
Coding region: 145-813 (222 amino acids)
Biological process (GO): vesicle budding from membrane; late endosome to vacuole transport via multivesicular body sorting pathway
Cellular component (GO): cytoplasmic side of plasma membrane; multivesicular body; ESCRT III complex
Source: RefSeq, a predicted model, not a curated record
GUUUUGAACAGACAUCAGAUGACGCAUCGUCCCGUAAAAAGACGUGAAUAAAUGUUGAAUUUGUUCUUGAUUUAGGCGUAAUUAGUGUUUUUUCUUGUGAUUGGUGUGGUUUUUAUAGCAUUUAGUAGAUUUUAGGACACCACAAUGAGUUUUCUAGGCAAGAUUUUCGGUGGGAAAAAAGAAGAAAAGGGUCCAUCGACUCAUGAUGCAAUACAGAAAUUACGUGAAACUGAGGAGUUAUUGCUAAAGAAACAAGAGUUUUUGGAGAAGAAAAUCGAUUUAGAAAUUCAGACUGCAAAGAAAAAUGGCACUAAGAAUAAGAGAGCCGCUAUCGCAGCCCUGAAACGCAAGAAGCGAUAUGAAAAGCAACUGACCCAAAUUGACGGCACGCUCACGCAGAUCGACGCACAGAGGGAAGCCCUGGAGGGAGCCAACACCAACGCUCAAGUACUCAAUACCAUGCGCGAAGCUGCCAAAGCGAUGAAACUUGCGCACAAGGAUAUCGACGUAGACAAGGUGCACGACAUAAUGGACGACAUAGCGGAGCAGCACGACAUAUCCCGCGAGAUCACGGACGCCAUCUCCAACAACGUGGCCUUCCCCAACGACAUCGACGAAGACGAGCUCGAGAAGGAGCUCGAGGAACUCGAACAGGAGGACCUGGACAAGGAGAUGCUUGGCAUCAACGUGCCGACAGACAAGCUGCCGGACGUGCCCUCCGGCGAGCUGGUGCACGACAAGCCCAAGCCCAGCAAGUCCAAAGCUAACGAUGACGAUGAAGAGUUCGCCAAGUUGGAGUCGUGGGCCACAUAGGCACCCACAGAAUAUAAGUUGUAUGUUUGUGAUAUUUUACAAGUUAGAUUGCCCCGUUCGUAUUUUGCCCAAGGAACAGCAAAAAGAGGAGUUUGCGUAUGAUUUCAACCACACACAGAGUUUUAGUGACAUCGUAACGAAAACUUUAAGGAGUGAUUCGGACCAUGAUUCUGAGUUGAUAUCAAGUGGAAUUUUUCGUCGCAGAGAUAUGGAACUGAAAAUAAUAAAAAAAAAAAUCCACUUGAUAUGAACGUCAUCAAAAAUCAUGAGAAUCAUGAGCUGAAUCAUCCCCCUCAGUAUUCCGUACGGUGUCACUAACACCCUAUAUAGUCAUAUAAGAACAAAUCCCCCAAAAAACGAAAUUCCCUAGCGUUAUCCCGUUUUUACAGGGUCCGCUUACCUAACCUGAAGAUAUAACAGGUCUGGUAUUUUACAGAAACGACUGCCAGUGUGACCUUCCGACUCACAGGGAAAACCAGCCCAAUAUAGAUUAGGUCACACACCUCCGAAACAAAAAAGCAAAAGCGAAAAAAAAAACGUAGCAUGGAGAGUAUUUUAGACUGGAAUGGAAAAUGCUACACCGACAAAAGCGUGGCUCUUAAAUUGACGAUAAUGAUCUCCGAAACGCAUUUCUCGGGAAUGUGAGUUUCGUCAGAAUGUUUUUCGUCACCGCUGAGCAAAGUGAUAAUAAUUUAUAUAUGAUCUAAACGCGAAUUCGAAAACAAUUUCGAAAAUCGUUGGUUGGAAACGGGAACUCCUCUUUGAUAUUGCGCCGUGUUUAUGAUACACUAAACAUACAGACAAAAAUAGCACAAAAUAUGCAGACCGGCAAAAAAGAGUAAAAAGUGAAUUUGUUUUUGGCUCUGGCAAUAUUUCUUGCAGCUUUUUCUUAUUGGUCAGACUUUGGUUGUGAAUUCAAUAAACUGUGCGACAUAAAACUAGUGUUGCUAUAAAAACAAUAUAAUUUAAUUUCUACUCUUUUAUGCUUAAUUAUUUUGAGGUAAAUAGGUUAUUUCGUAUAGAAAUAUUAUUGCAAAAAUGCUCUGAAUAAAAAUAAAUGCAGAAAAAAUAUCAGAUCUAAAUCGGACGGGGCAUGUGUAAAGAAUUGUUUUUUGUGUGAAGGUUUAAAAAUAUCUCACAGAUCUGUCGUAGGAAUUAUACAUUAUAAUUACGCAGGGUAACACCACCUUUUAAUAACAUUUUAGUAAGUAUAGCUAACUAUUCUAUAACUACACAAUUCUAUAAUUCGGCCAAUGGCAGACGUUGAAUAUGACGUAACAAUUUAUGUGCAAUCUUCCUGAUUGGGCCGUUGGCAUUAUGUCGUGAUAAAUAAAGCUUCUGAUUGGUCCGUUGUUGUACGACGUGAUAAGGUAUGUAAGUGAUUGGUCCAUUAAACUUUCACACAAAAUGUUUGUAUAAAUAUGUAUGUAACGGUUUCAACGGUAGUUUUCGCUUGUACCUCGAGAAAAUAAUCUGCCUUAAUAAUGUUCAUAUUUAUAGUCCAAAUAUUGAUAGAUAUGAAGUUGGCGGCAAGACUUAUGUAUGUACAUUUUCUGUUUUGUAAAAUAUAUUUUUUUAAUUAUGCUAAAAUGGGGAUAUGUAUGUUACUAUGAAAAAUUGUACGAUAUUGAAUCAUUUGCCUUCGUUUUAAAUAAAAACUACGUAGAAAAUAUAGUUCGGCUCACGAAAGAAGUCCACGGAUUUUACUGGAACAAAUUGACGAGUUAUAAUAAUUCUAUGUAGAAUUCGCGACACUAGCGCCGCAGGCGACGGGACUUGUUUCGUGACGCGGACUAUAUUUUAAACCUGGUGUUAUAAUUUGUCUUUGUUUUGUAAAAAGACAGAUAAGUACUUUUUAUUUUUUUUAGGUUUAAAGUCAUCUCUCAAUUUGUACACUAAAAAAAAUAUCAUCAUGCUAUCAGUAACUUACAUUAAAGUGCUAUAGAAAUCUUUUAUUUUUAUUAAAUUUUUAUUUUUUGUUCUCAUUUUUUCAUAGGAAAUGUUAAGGGUUGCACUUAAUGAUAAUUAAUUAGGGAUUCGGAUAAUUUAGACAACAUUCUAGAUCAACUUUUUUGGUCUAAAAUUUUGUCUAAAUCGGCGAUUCAGAAACAGUUAUUUUAAUAGCUACUGCGUUAGAAAUUAAUAAAAAACGUACAUUUUUUAAGCUGUAACAUUAAAUUGUGCAUAUGUUUCAAUAAUUAUAUUUUAUUCAUAAGAUA